UGGUUCUUAAUACUUUUAUAAGAACUACCGAGUGCGUCUAGACAUAAUACAGCUUGUUCUCCAAGGUAUGAAAACCUAUCCAAAAGUAUUAGGCAUUCAGAUGGCAGCAACAGCUUGUUUAUAUAAUUUGACCAAAUUUGGAUUAAGUUCAAUGAUUCACACCAGCAUGCUAAAACAAAUAGUAGAUUAUACACUUGUAGCAAUGGAGAAUUUUCCAAAGCAGCAACAACUACAGAAGAACACCUUGCUUACUCUUUGCAGUGACAGAAUGUUGGUGGAUGUUUCCUUCGACAGAUACCAUUGUGCAGAGCUAGUUAUGAAUUCUUUAAUGGCCUUUGAUGAUCCAGCCAUGAAUCGGAUGUCAGUUGCUAUAUGUUCAAUUUUAGCUGCUAGGAUUUCGACUGUUGAAACUUCAAAUUUAGGUGAGAAAUCUGCAUAUAUGAUUCGAUUAUUAGAUAUUGUGAAAUCUAAAGCUGAUCAUGGAGAAAUAGAUAUCAUGAUGAAGUUCACUUUGAGUGCAUUAUGGAAUUUAACAGAUGAGUCUCCACGUACAUGCAGUGUUUUUUUGGAAUCUGGUGGUAUGGAGCUUUUCCUUGAUGUUCUCAGGAAAUUUCCUGGUGAGAGUGCUGUUGAAACAAAAGUACUAGGUCUUAUGAAUAACAUUGCUGAAGUAAACUAUUUAAGAGAGCAAUUGAUGCAUGAGGAUUUUAUUUCAGUUCUGAAGGAGCUGUUACACUCUGAACAUAUUGACGUUAGCUACUUUGCUGCUGGCAUUAUUGCACAUUUAGCUAGCGAAGGAGAAAAUUUCUGGAAUUGCAACUGCAUUUCAUGGAAUGAUGUGAUUUUAGAGCUAGGUUCUACCAUUGCUUGUUGGAGUGUGCCAGAAACGGAAAUGGUAGCUUACAGGUCUUUUAAUCCCUUCUAUCCACUUUUCUCAUGUUCCAAUGCUUAUCAGGUACAACUUUGGGCAGCAUGGGCAAUUUAUCAUGUGUGCCUAAAAAAUUCUAAAAGAUAUUGCAAAAUGAUUAUAGAAGAUGGUGGAGCACAAAUUCUGAAAAAUUUACUAAGAGAUCCUGAACUUCAUCCAUCAGUAGCAGAUAUAUGUAAAGAAAUACUUCGUAUUGUAAAAGAAGAGUGUCCAAAUAUGAUAAAUACAUCUCUAUGAUCAGGUUUAUUACAAGUGCCAUUUGAUCUUAGUGUAUUGUUAUUUUAAUUUGUAAUUUGCUCUCUUAUAAGUCAUCAAACUGCUGUGAUAUAAAUGCUUUUAGAGUAAUACUGUUAUUAACCCUUUGCUACAGGUAUGUAUUUGGAUGAUGUUCUAUUUAAAAUGCCGGCUAUUUCCUAAAUUUGUAUUUACUAUUAAUAAUUGCAUUUUUCAUUGAGCAUUGAGAAUUUUUAAAAACUGAUUUAAUAUAUAAAAUACAAUUUCCACAUGCACUGUUGUACAGAAUAAACACGACAACCAUCAGAAAUUGCAGGACCUGUAUGCAGAGGGUUACUGUCUUUAUAUGAAGUAUUGUUCCAUUUGUAAUUCCAUUUAUUACUUUUUUUCCUUGCGUUGCUUAAAAUUUUCUGAUGAACUGCAAAACUUAAAUUUAAAUGAUACAAAAACUUGGGAGGAGGGUUGCUGAUGCCAGUAGGUUUUCCAGUCAUUUAAAAAAAAUCUGAAAGUUUUCAGAUUUUAAAUUAUGUCUAGAGGGGCAAUUUUAACACCUUUAUAUAUUAAAUAUCAUGUUCUUUGCACUUAAACCAUAAAAUUCAGUUCAAGAGCAAU
Stegodyphus dumicola is the source of this 1774-nucleotide messenger RNA. Its product is annotated as protein zyg-11 homolog B-like. Lineage: Eukaryota; Metazoa; Arthropoda; Arachnida; Araneae; Eresidae. Gene Ontology annotation, cellular component: Cul2-RING ubiquitin ligase complex. The record is from RefSeq and is a predicted model, not a curated record.